Lemur catta (Ring-tailed lemur) is the source of this 1912-nucleotide messenger RNA. It is a transcript of the gene DRC10, whose product is annotated as IQ motif containing D. Gene Ontology annotation, molecular function: protein binding. The record is from RefSeq and is a predicted model, not a curated record. Lineage: Eukaryota; Metazoa; Chordata; Mammalia; Primates; Lemuridae. The coding region runs from base 161 to 1756 and encodes 531 amino acids. The transcript has 5 exons.
CGGGUAACCUAGCAACACAGAGACAGCGGAGGUAGCUGAGGAGAGAAACCUGGCGCCCUCAGAGCAGGGUUGUCAGAGACAAUAAAAACACAAUACCCAGAUAUUGCAUCAAAGUCUCAACCUCCAAGGGCAUACAGAGGCAAAGAAGGCUGCCCACAAAAUGGCAUUAGACAUUCUUGCCCUGGCCUCUUUCUACCAAGGCCCUGCCACGAACAAAAUGGGACUAAAGGCAGACGCAUCUACAAAGCCCUUGGUCCCCUCUAAGAGCAAACUCACCACCAUUGAGGCCAAGAGAAUCAUGUCUGUCCUGGAGGAGGCCAUCUAUAAGGUGGAGCUGGUGACGGUGCUGUCGUAUGUGGCCUCCAACCCAGAGGGCGUGGAGAAGGUGCUGGGGGAGGACAUCCUGAGGGCAGUGAGAGAGCACGAGGACCUCUGCCAGGUCCUCCUGGAAAAUGCCAGGUGCCUGGAGGAGAAAGAAAGGCUGUUGCAGGAGGAGGCAGAGAUGGAGGAGGAAUGGCAGCUCAGAGACCUUGACCUCUCCAUAGAGAUGCAGAAAUCCAGCCUCCUGCCGCUUAUACAACAGAUCAAAGACUCCACCAAGAACGUCCUGAGACUCUUGCUCAGUAACCCCCAGGCUGCCGGUUUCCUGCAGAUGCAGACACUGGGCAGAAGCGCAGGAGCCCAGAAGUUUAUUGAUAGCCUGAGAGAGCUCCAGGGUUUCCUGUUUGAGAAGCUGCUCACUAGCCCCAUGGAAGCUAAGGAUAAGGCCCAGUUCAUUCAGGACAUCAAUAAACGAAAUCAGAGGAACCAAGAAGUCAUCGAUGCUCUUGAAAAUGAAUUGACAGCAAGAAGGAAGAGCAGGGAGGCAGAGGUGGAGAAGGAGAACUUUGUGAUCCAAGAACUGAAAACCCGCCUGCAUCAGGUGCUCAAGUUCUCAGAGAGCAGCCUCCUCCGAACCAAGCAGGAGGCCGAGAAGCAGCAGAAGGUGGACUUCCGGGCCUCGCAGGCCAGGGUGGCCAAGAUCCAACAGGAGAUCCUGAUGCUGCGGUCACAGUUCCACAACCUGGUCACGGAGAACCGGGAGAUGGAGCAGGCGCUGAGGAAGAAGAAAUACAAAGUGGAGACAGAAAUCGAGAACUGGAUCCAGAAAUAUGAUACGGAGAUGGGUGAAAAGCAGGUACAUGUCGCCGAAGAAGUCUGUCUCAGGAGGAGUACGAGGACCUGGACCUCAUCCACAAGGAGGAGAAGGUGCAGCUGGAGGAGCUGCAGCACAGGCACGACGUGCUGCUGGGGGAGUUCGCGCAGGUCCGCGAGGAGCGGGAGAUCCUCGCCAAGAGGCGGCUGGAGGCCGAGCAGGAGAUGGUGCGCAUGGUGCGCGCCGCCACGCUCAUCCAGGCGCUGUGGAAGGGCUACCUGGUGCGCUCCCUGCUCCGAUCCAAGAAGAAGAAGCGGGGCAAGGGCAAGGCGAAGGGCAAAGAGAAGGGCAAGGGCAAGGAGAAGGGCAAGGAGAAGGGCAAGGGCAAGGGCAAGGGCAAGAAAUGAGCCUCCCCCCGGAGUGCUCCUGACCCCAGCCCUGACCGCGCCCUGGUCCUCCCAGAGGUCAGGCCAGGGAGCCACCGGAAUGGACAGCCCUGCAGUUCAUGGUUUUAAUGAUCUUUUAAAAUUCGAAAACAUUUUAAAUCACAUUCACAGUAACAGGCUACAAAUAAACCUCACUCUCCCCAGGGCUGUUGGCUGUGUGUGUCGGUGCCGGUAGAUACCCAGUUUCCAAGAGGAGCGUCCGGGCCGGGUGCCAGCCCACAGACGACAGUUCCUUACUUCAGCCUCUGCGGGGAACUCAGACCCUAGCUGCAGCCCCCUCUGUCCCAGCCCAGAAUCAGCCGUGGCCAUGAUGGGGACAUCACCCACCUGG